AUGGAUAUCCUAAGUAAAAACACAAGUAUUUCUGAGUUUAUCCUGCUUGGACUUUCUCAUUCCCAAGAAAUUCAAAUAUUCUUUUUUGUUAUCUUCUUUCUGGUCUAUGUAGCUGCAGUAGUGGGGAACCUCCUCAUUGUAAUCUCUGUGAUAUUUGAUAACCAUCUUCACUCACCAAUGUACUUCUUUCUGGCAAAUCUAUCAUUUUUUGACCUAUGUCUUUCCUCUGUUGGAACUCCCAAAGUGAUUGCAGACUUCCUUAGAAAACGCAAAACCAUCUCAUUGUGGGGCUGCAUGGUCCAGAUGUACUUUAUGCACUUCUUUGGGGGUGGUGAGAUGUCUCUCUUGAUAGCUAUGGCCAUUGACAGGUAUGUGGCCAUAUGCAAGCCCUUGCACUACCAGACCAUCAUGAACCGCAGGAUGCUCAUUGGGCUUCUGGUGCUGUCAUGGGCGGUUGGAUUCAUUCAUACCACAAGCCAAAUGGUUUUCAUGGUGGGUUUACCUUUCAGUGGUCCCAAUGUUGUGGACAGCAUCUUCUGUGACCUCCCUCUGGUCAUCAAGCUGGCCUGCACUGACACCUAUAUCCUGGAGCUCCUGGUGAUUGCAGACAGUGGGCUCCUGUCCCUGGUCUUCUUCAUCCUCUUGGUCAUAUCCUACAUCAUCAUGUUUGUCACCCUCUGGCAGCACUCCUCCAGGGCCUCCUCCAAGUCUGUGUCCACACUCUCUGCUCACAUCACUGUAGUGAUCCUCUCCUUUGGCCCCGCUAUCUUCAUCUAUGCUUUUCCGUUUAAUAGUUAUUCUGUAGAUAAGUUUCUGUCUUUGUUUUACUCUAUAAUGACUCCCUUCCUUAAUCCAAUUAUUUAUACUUUGAGGAAUCAGGAGAUGAAGGCAGCCAUUAAGAGACUGAGCAGUCAACAGAUUGGUUCCUGUGUUUUCUCUUAG
Messenger RNA from Marmota flaviventris (yellow-bellied marmot), 942 nucleotides. RefSeq names its product olfactory receptor 4K13-like. Gene Ontology annotation, molecular function: G protein-coupled receptor activity; olfactory receptor activity. Gene Ontology annotation, cellular component: membrane. The record is from RefSeq and is a predicted model, not a curated record. NCBI's taxonomy places the organism in Eukaryota, Metazoa, Chordata, Mammalia, Rodentia, Sciuridae. Gene Ontology annotation, biological process: G protein-coupled receptor signaling pathway.